AUGGAUCUUAUUAAUCCUGCAGUUGGAUAUAUAUUAGCUAUGAGAAUUGAAUGUUCUUUGAAAAUGUCUGAAGUAAUCAAGCCAAAAUUAAAGUCAAGGUUGUUUAAUAGACCCAAAAUACAAUUAGAACUUAAAUGUGGCACUCAAAAUGCUUUUACUGCAUUGUCUGAAUUAAGACAAAGCAACGACGACAAAACAGAAAAAGUUGCAGUUUGGGAUGAACAUAUAUUUUUCAAUCUUUCAUCAAAAGAUGAUGAAUUAGUAAUUUACGCUUACAAUCAUUUAUGUGGUGGAGCUGAAAGUCGUCUUGGCAAAGCCGUAAUUAAUUUUAAUAAUUUAAAAAAAAAGCGUCCAAUUAAAGUAACUGAAAAAUUAAUCCACACUGACGGUGACAAUAUCAAUGGUCGUGUCGAGUUUUAUUUAUAUUUUCUUGCUAAGGGACUAAAUCAUGAGAAUGGUAUACCAUUAUAUGAUGAUUCAAGUUAUAAUAAAAUUGGAAUGUUUAUCAUUAGCGAGAUAAAUUAUGUUGAUUUGUAUGGAAUGAAUGGAUUGAUGGAAUUUAUGUUGAACGACAAAGAAAGGCAUUCAACAAAAAAAUAUUGGCGUAUUAAUGAGAGACAUUUUAAAGGCCAUAUUGCAUUGCGUGUAAACACAUUAAACAAUAUCACGUUGUUAAUACAAUGUCGACACAGUGAUGGAAAGCUUUCUUCAAGGAAAAUUAUUCUUUCUUCUGAUACCGAGGAUCGAAGUAUUUGGGAAAAAUUAAAAACGAGUAAUCCCUAUUUGGAAGAAACAUUGCAGAUGAAUGGUAUUGAAUAUGCCAGAAUCUCUUUUCAACUAUCAUUUUUUCGGAUGGUAUAUCCAAAAGAAGUAUUAUGUCCACCUACACCAAAUUAUCCUCAUCCCGCAAAUCAACCAACAACUCCAGAUUCAACAAUCGAACCCAAUUUCAUAGAUAUUCAAUCUUCUGAUGAAUUUGAUAACACAGAUAACCCUUUCGACGACGACGAUGGUUGUUCUAGUAAUAGGGAUAGUAGGAUUGAAGGUCAAAGUUUUGAUGAAUAUAAUGGAAAUAAUGGUAGUGGUGGUGAUUACGUUAUAACAUCUGGCGGUAAUAGUAGCAAUGGUUCUCGAUCAAUAAUUACAACGCCAUCGCCUCCGCCAAUAUGUGAAGAUUCAGAACAAGUAAUUUUUGAUGCUUUUGUGUCAGAUGAUUUGAUUCAAGGAUCUCACAGUCAAAUCUAUCAAACAAAAGUCUUCAAGGGUCAUCACACGUUAACCAAGGAUGCUGUUAUUAUAAAAUCUUUUGCUUCCAAAAAUUAUUUUAGUAAUGAAGUUUACUAUCUUCAAAAAUUAAGAUCAGCACAUGUUGUAAAGUUUAUCACUUCCGAUGAAGACGAGUACCUAUCAAUAGUGGAAGAUUUUGGUAGAGCCUUGGCAAAGGAAGCUCAUAAAUUUAACGAUACUAUUAGUAUUUUUAAAGUAUUUAAAAAUAUUUGUGCUGCAGUAAAACAUUGUCAUGACAAAGGCGUUGUUCACAUGAAUAUUUCUCCCAGCAAUAUAAUUUGCAAGUCUAAAAAAGAUGAAAUAGACAAGAUCAGAUUAAUAGAUUUUAAAUUAUCAAAAGAUUUAGGCGAAGAUUUACAAAUUGAACUGCCAUCAUCGUCACCAAGUUUUUUAAACAACAAUCCAUACAAUCAAUUAUAUAGCGUCGGUUACACUUGUCCCGAGCUAAUAUUAUUAAACCCACCCUUAAUGUUCGCGUCUAAUCAAUAUCAACAACAAUCAAUAAAACCUGGUAAUAUUUGUUCAUACAAAAUAAAGGUUAAGACAACAAUUGAUGUAUUUAGUCUUGGUGCAAUUUUAUUCUUUUUGCAUGUUAAACGUCCAUUAUAUGAAUCAGUCAAAAAAUUGAAGGCCAGUUUAGAUAAUUUGAAUAAAGUUUUGGAUCAAGAAGAUAUAGAAAAUCAGGUCGUUAGGAGUUUAAUUGUUGGAUGUUGCAAGUUCAAAGAAGAUGAAAGAAUAUCUGGUGUUGAUAAGAUUUUUGAAUUAAUUGAAAGAAUCGAGAGAGAAUCUGAUUUGGGAGGAUAUAACAGUUAUGAAAAUAACGCAGAAAUACACUGCUAG
Messenger RNA from Entrophospora candida, 2127 nucleotides. NCBI's taxonomy places the organism in Eukaryota, Fungi, Glomeromycota, Glomeromycetes, Entrophosporales, Entrophosporaceae. The record is from the annotation of a GenBank genome assembly.